Messenger RNA from Helicoverpa zea (corn earworm), 1368 nucleotides. Its product is annotated as proton-coupled amino acid transporter-like protein CG1139. The record is from RefSeq and is a predicted model, not a curated record. Gene Ontology annotation, cellular component: vacuolar membrane. The transcript has 8 exons. Lineage: Eukaryota; Metazoa; Arthropoda; Insecta; Lepidoptera; Noctuidae. Gene Ontology annotation, molecular function: amino acid transmembrane transporter activity. The coding region runs from base 1 to 1335 and encodes 444 amino acids. Gene Ontology annotation, biological process: amino acid transmembrane transport.
AUGUUUAUCUAUAAGUUCGUGGGAUUUGGUUUUGAUGACACCGCGACCGAGGAAUCCACUGACGCCUUCGACCCGCAUGCUCAUCGCAUUGUUGCCAAGCCUUGCACGUACGGAGAGACCAUGAUGCACAUGCUGAAAGGAUGCCUGGGCGCAGGGCUGCUCGCUAUGCCCAAUGCCGUGGCCCGCAUGGGCAUUGUGCUCGGAGCUCUGGGCAUCAUCUUUAUAGGAGCAUUUGCUACUUACUGUAUACAGAUACUGGUGCUCGCGCAGUACCAGCUGUGCAAGCGUCAUCGGCGCGGCUACAUGGCAUACACUAAGAGCAUCCGUGUUGCCAUACUGGGCGGACCUCCGAAACUACAUUGGUCUGCAAACUGUUUCGCCAAUUUAGUAGACUUUUUUCUUGUUUUUUGGCAAAUUGGUAUUUGUGCUAUCUAUUUCGUGUUUGUCGCCGAAAAUGUAAAACAGAUCGUGGAAUUCAUUGGCUACGAGGUGACAGUACGCAGGGUCAUUUGUUACUCUUAUCCCCCGCUGCUGAUCUGUAGUUUGGUUAAGGAUCUGAAGCUAUUAACACCCUUCUCGACGAUCUCAAAUGCUUGUGUGCUAGUGGGAUUAGUCCUCGUGUUCUUUUAUUUGGUGGAAGAUGAUGUUGUACUUGAUGAAGAAAAGUAUAAAGUCAAGGGACUUGAAGAUAUUCCAAUAUUUAUUGGUAUUACUCUUUUUGCGCUAGAAGCAGUCGGGGUGAUCCUGGCUCUUGAGUAUAACAUGGAAAAGCCUAGGGAAUUCACCGGGAUCUGUGGUCUCUUCAGUGUCGGCAUGAUGAUCAUUCUGGGGACCUACAUCGCACUGGGUGUUUUCGGUUAUCUCAAGUAUGGAAACGAAUGCAAAGGAUCUAUAACUCUGAACUUGCCGCAAGAUGAGAAAAAAGCGCAGGUGGCGAAGCUGACAUUCACUAUAGCACUGUUUCUGUCAUAUCCAUUACAAAACUUCGUGGCAUGGCAGAUUGUGUGGCGUAAGACGCAUAAGAAAGUCUCAGAUAAAUGGAAACGUACAGUUGACUAUGCUCUCCGCGUCAUCCUUGCGACCAUUCCGUUCGGGAUGGCGGCGGCGGCGCCUUCCCUCGGCGCCUUCAUGGGCCUCCUCGGCGCUCUCUGCCUCACCAUGGUGGCCAUCUUGUUCCCCGCUCUCAUGGACCUAUGCGUCUACUAUCCCAAUAGAUACGGUUUCGGUUGGUGGAAGUUGUGGUCUGACAUAUUUAUCAUCGUGUUCGGCAUGGUCUGUUGUGCCUCUGGCGUUUACACCAGCGUGCUAGAAAUGGUCGAAACCUACGAUUUGUAAUUUUAUGGAAAUAAAAGUAUUUUUGUUAUAGUG